AUGGAUAUGGACGAGGACGAGGAGCUCAGUGAUCGCGAUGCUUCUGGAGAGGAGAUUGACGACGAAAUGGAUCAAGAUGCGGAGGGGGAAGACUAUAACGAGCUUGUAGAUCAACAAAUCGUGGUCAGCAACGGUCGGUCUCUCGAACUGAACGACGAUGAGGACGACGAUGCAGACGGUGAAGACGAUGGCGAUGAAGGGGUUGGCGCGGUUAAGAUCAAACCAGGCGAUACCGAUGACGAAGACGAGGAGGACGAGGAUGGUGAAGAAGACGCAGAGAGCGACGAUUCAGAUCUUCUCAGUAAUGCUGAAGAUGAUUCGGAUGAAGAGCCCGCAUGGGAAGAUGCUGGAGAGGUAGAAGGGGACGAGGAUUCAGAGAACGAUGGCCCGUCGAAUAUUUGCAUGUUUUGCAAACAAGAUGAAGAAAACGACCCAAGUGAGGAUUUUGAGGCGUUUCUGUCUUGUUCUCGGUGCGGUGACAAUGCCCAUCAGCAAUGCGCAAGAGAUGGAGCGGCAAUGAGCGAACAGAACAAUUCAAAGCACUGGAAAUGUCCCGAAUGUGAUAAUGGCGCUUCUGAUCAGGAGGAAGAGGAACCCGAAGAACCAGAGAAGGAUCCUAGCAUCAAUGGCCAAGCCAGGCCCGAAUCGCAGCUUUCAGACGCCCCUCCUGAGUCGUCCCCCAGACGUCAGAUGCAAGACGAUGCAGGAACCCGAUCUUCUCCUAACGACCACACGGCCGCGGGGGAUGUCUCGGACGGGCCUCGCGCGCUGAGAAAGAGAAAGACAUCGUCGGUAGAGCCUGAGGAGGCUACUAUUGCUCUGAGGAGACGACGACGCGGCCUUUCGACCGAUGGCGUGUCUGCUAAUGAAGAAACUGAUGGCAAGUCGGCGGAACCAACCAGGGGAAGCUCACGUGCGGUUCGAUUAAAAGUCACUCGCCCGUCUCUGGUCGUCAUUGAUAGGAAAUCGCGAGCAUCACUUGUUGUGACCAUGCGCGUGCGGCCUGGAAAUCUCAAGGAAAUUCUUUCGCGCAGGCGCAGAGAAAGGAGAAGGUCUGGAGCAAACGGACGGGCACCACGCACGCCAGUCGCACCAUCAGCUGUACGCCCCAACUCUGGAGCUGUUACCGCAACACCCGUGCUCCCAACACCUUUUACAACAGAUUUCUAUUCAACGCCCUUCUAUUCCUUGUUUGACAAGGAGACUGAAGACAUGAAAGGAAAGCCCUACGGUGGCAUCCUGACGGAAGCAGAAGCUGAUACCACAAAAACGCUACCGCAGCCUGACGAUCGCAGGCGCUUCGACCAAGCCAAACAGAGUGCAGAAGAUGAAUGGAGAGCUCGCGUCCUGCAGAUGCAGGCAGAGAUAGACAUGCCCAUCCGCAAGUCCAAGAAGUCAAGUGACAACGCCAGCCAAAUCGAGUGCAUCGAAUUUGGUGGAUGGGAGAUUGAUACUUGGUAUGCAGCACCGUACCCAGCAGAGUAUAGUAGAAACCGUGUGCUCUACAUAUGCGAAUUCUGCCUCAAAUACAUGAACUCGGACUACGUGGCAUGGCGCCACAAGCUUAAAUGUGCAGCAAAACACCCCCCUGGAGACGAGAUAUAUCGGCAUGGAUCGGUAUCGGUAUUCGAAGUUGACGGCCGGAAAAAUCCAGUCUACUGCCAAAACUUGUGCCUUUUGGCAAAGCUUUUCCUGGGAUCCAAGACACUGUAUUACGACGUGGAGCCAUUUUUGUUUUACGUUUUAUGCGAGUACGAUGAAUGCGGCUAUCAUUUCGUUGGCUACUUCUCCAAAGAGAAACGCGCGAGCAGCCAAAACAACGUAUCGUGCAUUUUGACACUGCCGAUCCAUCAGAGAAAGGGAUACGGUAACCUACUUAUCGAUUUCUCAUACCUCCUCACCAAGGUGGAGGAGAAGACAGGAUCUCCAGAGAAGCCGCUUUCUGACAUGGGACUUGUUUCCUAUAGGAAUUACUGGCGCCUACGGCUUUGCCGAUACUUCAUAGAAACGCUGAAAGACGAUGGGCACAAGCAAAAUGGCCUUACUAUUAAGCAAAUAUCAGACGACACGGGGAUGACGCCUGACGAUGUUAUUGCUGCUCUGGAAGGCCUUCGAGCGCUGGUGCGAGAUCCGCACACAAGGGUAUACGCGUUUCGCAUCGAUUUGGAAUACUGCCAGCAGUAUGUAGCCAAGUGGGAGUCGAAGGGCUAUGUUCAGCUGAAGCCCGAAGGCCUCGCUUGGACACCAUACGUGAUGGGUCGCAGCAACGCUGUGAAUUUUGAGCUUGGCCCACCUAUCAAUACCAUUGCGCCUCGAGAAGAUGAUGAAGCAAAGGUCGAGGAAGGUGGGGACGAUAUAUCUGGAGAGACUCAAUCCAUCAUCAUGAAUGACGAUCUGAAUGAUGGUUCACAAUCAAUAGCUGGCUCAGUAUCAGAGACGGGCGAUUCAGUCAACAGCAAUCCCGAACUCACCCCCAUCCUGUCGAUUGAGGAGAAGAUGGCGCCUGAAGAUAAAGAGAAUGCGGAACCGCAGGACGAAAUCAUGGACGAUGCAGACUCUGAGGAGGACUGGAAGGCAAUGUAUCGCGAUAUACCGCCAAACCGCUUUGAAGUUUUCCCCCCUGUAGCUGGCAGCCGCCGCACAGACCGUUCACGGCAAAGCGUAAGCAGGCCUUCGGGGUCGCGUACAGGGGGAGGUAGCAGCUCCCGGCCACGGCCAAAGAGAGCCGGAGGUAGCAGCCGUCGACCUACUCUCAGCCGACCUAAGAGCAGCGGAUCACGGAGAAGAACGGGGGGCACGGGUCGCGGCCCUGGAAGGUGGCCUAAAGGGACGAAGAAGUCAGAUUACGGUAACGCAGACAGCGGUCCUGGGCUACCACCUGGCUGGAGAGACAAGCCGCCGGGGACAGAAAUGGACACCAACGGCGAUCACAGCGUUGGAACCUCUUUAGCCGAUGAAGACCCUGCUAAAGACGAAGUUCGAGUCAUGACCCCUCAGCCGUCAAGUAAUGGGUUCGUACUAAGCGUGCAGCUCGGAGGACAAGCUGCUGAGGCUUCUGACCACGGCAUCAAUGGAGGAGACGAAGACGAAGACGGCGAGGACGAGGAAGAGGAAGAGGACGAGGAACUGGAUGUUGACGCUGAAGGCGAGGACGAAUAA
Molecule: messenger RNA, 3159 nt
Organism: Trichoderma atroviride IMI 206040
Lineage: Eukaryota; Fungi; Ascomycota; Sordariomycetes; Hypocreales; Hypocreaceae
Biological process (GO): negative regulation of DNA-templated transcription; positive regulation of transcription by RNA polymerase II
Cellular component (GO): chromatin
Molecular function (GO): transcription coregulator activity; histone acetyltransferase activity
Source: RefSeq, a predicted model, not a curated record